Messenger RNA from Cuscuta epithymum, 654 nucleotides. NCBI's taxonomy places the organism in Eukaryota, Viridiplantae, Streptophyta, Magnoliopsida, Solanales, Convolvulaceae. The record is from the annotation of a GenBank genome assembly.
GAAAAGAUUAUCACGACCAAAUAAUCUCUUCAAUUUUUAGGUUUAAUACUUUAUAUGUUUAACAUGCCUCCAGGUACCGAUGAUCGACUCUAUGAACGAAGGGGAAGGGAAACCGAUGCACUAGUCUUCGCUGCACGGGCAGAUGAGAAUACCCAAGUGGAUUUACGUGGAGACUUCAUACGUAAACCUGAAAUUAAUGAUGAUCAAUGGCAGAGCCUACUCAACGUAGUGGAUUCUUGCAAGGGAUCUCCAGCAGAUAAUUUAAUGGGUAUGAGAAAUCCAAUUGAGUGACUCCUUGACUCAGGAACUUCCUAUCAUAUGACAGGAAGUGCACUGAUUUUGAAGAGGACCGAAAAUUUGACCCCUGUGCCGGUGACUCUGCCAAAUGGAGAAGUAACCCACGCUUCACAUGUAGGAGAUCUGCGACUGAGUUCGGCCCUAAUACUUAAAAAUGUUUUACUUGUGCCUGACUUGAAAUGUAAUUUGAUAUCAAUUGCGCGAUUAACCGAGGAACUGAAAUGUGAUGUAUUUUUUACUAAUGAUAUUUGUGUGAUACAUGACGUACCUUCGAGGAUGCCAAUUGGAGUGGGUCAACGACGUGGGGGAGUUUAUUAUUUUCGCAGUCUGGACAAAUUUCAAGCCCAUUCAGUCAAG